CUGCGCUCCACCGUCAGCACAUGAUCUGCGUUUAUAAAGUUUAUAAUGCCGGUUUGUAAUUUCUUUCUUCAAGGUCGCUGCAGAUAUGGAGACACAUGCUGGAAUGAACAUCCGACAGGUGGAAGAGGAGGAGAUUAUAGAGGAAACCAGCAGCCGAGCAACAGAGGAGGUUUUGGCAACCGUGUGUGGAUAAACCCAUCUCAGCGUGGUGGCGGCGGCUCCUCGUCAGCAGGGGGCAGUAAUGAGUGGGGCAGAGGUGCAGCAUCAGCGCGGGACGUCCAGAGCUCAGAGUUCAGCUUCAGCCAGAACAGAUUCUCAGCGCUGGAGACACAGAGAGCGGGAGCCGAGGACACACACACAACCCUGGACACAAUCCAGAAGGAAAUGGAGGUGUGGCAGACGUCUGGCCAGUGGCCGUUCUCCUGCUAUUCUGCUGUUAAUAGACAGAUCUCAGGGUUUAUUGAGUUGUGUCCUGAGGAGCUGAGACUGGAAUAUUACACUAGCCGCGCGUCUGGUGACAUUCAGCCUUACAUAAACUCAGUCCAGCAGCUGGCCAAUCAGUGGAGGAGUAGAGUUCAGGAGCUGAGGAACAUGAGCAGCUCUACACAGAUCAGUGUGAUUGCAGAGCUCAAAAGUUCCAGUCCUCCAGCAUCUGCGCCGGGCUUUGGCUCUCCGGGUCCCGGGUUUGGCUCAGCGACAUCAGGCUUUGGAAACACAUCACUAUCAUCACCGCCAGCAGGCUUUGGAGGAGCAGGGUUUGGAUCCGGGCCGCAGAGCAGUAGCACUUUCAGCUUUGCCCAGUCAAAAACAGACUUUGGCGCCUCGAAUACCCAGCAGGCCUCUGGUUUCGGCAGCUCAGCGUUCGCUCAGCCCUCAUCAGGUUUCGGCAAUCCUGCCCCGUCUGCAGCCUCAUUUUCUUUCGCAGCUGCAGAUUCAGAAAGCAAACCGAGCGCUGGGGGCUUCGGCUCCGCAUCUGGCUUCAGCUUCAAGACGGCUACAGCAGGACAGGGCUCUGGCUUUGGCUCCGGCUUUGGCUCCAGCUCUGGCUUCGGCUCCAGCUCCGGCUUUGGCUCCAGCUCUGGUUUCGGCUCUGCCUUCGGUUCGGCCGCACCGGCCCAGAGCAGCAGCUUCGGUUCAACUGGCGGAGCUGCAGAUACUCAAUCUGGACACGGUCUCUUCACAGCUAACAGCGAGCUAACUCCUGAAGAACUGAAGGAGUUCAUGGCUAAACGCUUCACGCUAGGACAGAUCCCCCUCAGACCUCCUCCUGCUGACCUCCUCAUGAUCUGACACUAAAAGCGGCCUCCAUUUUUGUACAAUAAAUCUUUAUGGACUAUGA
Molecule: messenger RNA, 1339 nt
Organism: Danio rerio (zebrafish)
Lineage: Eukaryota; Metazoa; Chordata; Actinopteri; Cypriniformes; Danionidae
Gene: nup42
Product: nucleoporin 42
Biological process (GO): nuclear export
Cellular component (GO): nuclear membrane; nuclear pore
Molecular function (GO): metal ion binding
Source: RefSeq, marked provisional